AUGUUUCAACAAAUAUUUAAAGACAUAAGCGAGAAAGAAAAAGAAACACAAAAUGAACAGGAGAUCAAAUCGUUAUUAAGUAAAAUUAUUAUGCGUGAUAUUAACAAGACUAAAAAUACACUUCAACAAUAUAAAAAUCAUUACAAUACUUUUGAGAGAGUUUUCACACUGAAUUUUGUCGACCACAUAAUAAAGUUGAUUGAAGAGACAAAUUUGCUUCUAGAACUGAUAUCAGAAGGAACUUACAUUGUUAGUGUUCUAAUUUCAAUUUUGGAUCAAAUUUUUAUAAAACAUAAAGAAAAUUGGUGUGCCAAAUAUAGGGAAACUUGCCUUAAGGCAAGUGUUAAAAAAUGUAACACUCAAAAGGAGAAUGAUAAUCACAGAUCUCCCAGAAAAAAAAUAGACGCAAUCAUUACUCUGAAAGAGGAAGACGAAGAAUUUUCCAUCAUUGAAGUUAGUGAGCCUCCGUUAAAAUCAGAUUGGACUCAUUUCAAAGGAGAUCGAAUGAAAAUCAUAAAAAUGCUAAAAAUGUUAAUGAAUCAAUUGGCAGAAAUUCGCCCAAAUUUAAAUAUUAGAAUGCUUAGACUUUACGCCAUGCUAUCUUAUUUAAAUCAGUUGAUUAUCUAUGAAUUCUGUCUCAAAUAUGCUGAAGUGUACACAAUAGUGGAAGUAUUGAAAAUUUCUUUUCUGAAAUCAUGGAAAGAUAUGAAGGAAUCAUACGAGAUAGUGAUGGGUCUAUUAAAAUAUGAGCGUUUAUUAUCCGAAAGUUCAGAAUCCAUACAAAACUUUCUUUGGAGUAAUGAUAAUGAGAGCAAGACCUGUCAAAAAAUGACCACACGAAUUAUCUAUUCACUCACUAAGAAAAAAGCACGAACUAGUUAA
Funneliformis caledonium is the source of this 882-nucleotide messenger RNA. The record is from the annotation of a GenBank genome assembly. Lineage: Eukaryota; Fungi; Glomeromycota; Glomeromycetes; Glomerales; Glomeraceae.